Tetranychus urticae (two-spotted spider mite) is the source of this 1700-nucleotide messenger RNA. RefSeq names its product pentatricopeptide repeat-containing protein 2, mitochondrial. Gene Ontology annotation, biological process: mitochondrion organization; multicellular organism development; regulation of mRNA processing. The record is from RefSeq and is a predicted model, not a curated record. Gene Ontology annotation, cellular component: mitochondrion. NCBI's taxonomy places the organism in Eukaryota, Metazoa, Arthropoda, Arachnida, Trombidiformes, Tetranychidae. Gene Ontology annotation, molecular function: RNA binding.
UAUUGAAAACACAUGGUUAUUGAGCGAGAAUUUUGUCCUUUAAUUUGUUUGCUAAUUUUUUGGUGUUUAAGAGUAUUAAUUUAAGGUUUAAUUGUUUACUAAAAGUUGUCAUUUAAUUUAUUUGACUUCCCAUUUGCUCUAUAAUCAUGUCUAAUUUAAUCAAUCAAAAAAUUUUAAGCUCUUGCUUGAAAAAUACUUCUUUAAAAUACGGUGCCACAUUGAAAUCCAACGGUUCUUUGAUUAAUGGCUCUUACAUGACGCCCGUUAAUCAACGGUUCUUAUUUACUGCCAACUAUUUAGGUGUUGAUACAUUUGAGAAUCAACGAACCAAAGUCUCUGGUCAAUUUGGUCAUUUAAAAGACAACUUGAUUGAACGUAUGAAGUCUACUAUUGAAGGUAAAAAUAAGAUGAUCUUUUCGGAAGAUCUCAAAAAUUCCAUUUUUCUGGUAUCUAAUGAACCUGAAGAUGUUGCUUUGUUAAAGCAAGUUAUUUCAAAAUAUACUGAACAGACUAAUGACAUCAAUUUUUCUACCUAUCAAUUUGGACCUGUGGUUAUGAGGCUGUUAUAUUUAUUCGGAGACUCUGAAUUAGCUUAUAACAUGUUAAUGGAUGAUAAGUACAAAGAAUUUUUUAAUCAAGAACGAAGCUUUUUGAUAACUAUGGAUCUUUGCUGGGAGCAAGGAAAGUACCAGCAAAUAUUAGAUUUAUAUGACCGAUUUCGAAAUCUUGAGGGAAGGCCAAAUAAAUAUCCUAGAGACGUGAUUACUUUAGUGGCUGCAGCAUGCUACAAAUUGAAUACACCGGAAGCUUUUAAAUACUGUUUGAAUCUGUUUGUUGAGAUUCGAGAAUCGAAGACUCGAUUGACAAGACGAGCGAUCUCCUUUUUUUCAGCUUUAGCUUUGAAACAAAAUGACCCAGAAGUUGCACUCGAAAGUCUCACUCUGGUUGAUGCUCCACCUAACAGUGCUGUUCUUUUGAGUAUUAGAAUCAUGGCUCUUGCUUCACUGAAGAGAAUUGAUGAUAUUCUGUAUAUUAUCAGAAAUAUUAUCAAUCGCGGUCGUCCAAUCGAAAGAGCUAUUAUCAUCGCAGAAGCGGUUGAAAAGGUUGAUUCAGCUGUCGAAGCUUCAGAAAAUUCUGAAUUGAGAAAUGAUUGGGAAAAUAUCAAGAGAGCGCUUGAAGAAAACAAACUGAUUCAAGAGAAUUCAUUAGAGCCAAUCAUUUGUAAUCCAAUCGAAAGAACAGUUAGAAAUGACCAACCAUUCAGACAAGGAGCUGGAGGCUAUGGACAAGGGUCUAGAGGCUAUGGACAAGGGGCUGGAGGUUAUGGACAAGGAUCUAAUAAUUAUGAUCAGCAGAGAGAUAACAGAUUCCGGGGACCUCGUGGAAAUCAAAAUUCUGGAGGUGGUUAUAGGAGAAAUGAUAACUAUGGAGAUCAGAGACGUCGCAAUUAUGAUUCCCGGUUCAGAGAGGAAGACGGAUCUAACUACCAACAAUAAUAGCACCAAAGCAUUUAGAAGCAUUUAGUUUAAAAUCCUAACUUUGCUGAUUAUUUAGCAAUUUUUCUAACUUGAAAUAGCAAAAAAAUUAGAUUAAGUCAUUUCAUUUCGUCAAUCUCAGAAAUACCUAAGAUUGAUUUUUUUUGUAUUGUAUAAAUACGAUUACUGAUAUUAUAACAUAAAAUUUAAAUUCUUUAGUUAACA